Molecule: messenger RNA, 3934 nt
Organism: Ciona intestinalis (vase tunicate)
Lineage: Eukaryota; Metazoa; Chordata; Ascidiacea; Phlebobranchia; Cionidae
Source: RefSeq, a predicted model, not a curated record
CAGAAUUUCUAAGAGUGAACCUAUAGACGUUGGAAUGCGGCAACAUAGGUUCUGACUCUUCUGUAAGCUGAGUUAUCAGGCAUGAGUAUUUCUCGUGCAUUUUCAGGCGUCCACCUGGGGGGAAGUGGAGGUGCUUAUGACGAAGAGGAAUCUAUAUAUGAUGAAUGGGGUUACCACAACUCUAUGUAUGUUAGUGUAGAUUUCUUUCUACCAACAGGAAUCUACAUACCAAUUGAUAUACCAAGGAAUUCAACCAUAAAAGAAGUGAAAAAUUUACUAUGGCAAGAAGCAAUCCACCAUCCUUUAUUCAGCAAGCUUCUUAACCCUGAAAGUUACACUUUCACAUACAUAACAAGUUUUGGUUUACCAGAGGAAAUUGUUGAUGAGAGUCGGCAUCUCAGUGAGUUUGAUAUUUUCCAUGAACUGCCGGUGUUGAAACUCGUUCAAAGUAGAGGUAAUAUUGCAGAGAAACGGGUUAUACAAGAAAUAAACCACCUUACAUGCAUCAAAAAUGAAACUGAAUUGAAUGUGGACAGUGAGAGUCGAUCGUUUAGAAAAGACAUGCGGGAGUUAGCUGCUCAAGCUUGUAAGGAUCGAGAUACUCUACACUGGAAAUCACUUCUUCAACGCCAUUUUCCUCCAACCAUCAUCCCAUACCUCAACGAAAGUACUCACUACUUAAAAGAUUUUGGCCUCAUUCAGUUAACAUCAGAAAAUUCCGAGACGGUAUACACCAUUAAAAUCAACCCUUCGUGGUCAACGGAACACUUAACGGAAGUCGCACUCCAGACUUGGGUUUCGAAAACAAAAGCUCGCCUUCCUUCCACCAAUAAGGACGAUUAUGUUUUGAAAGGAAAUGGAAAAGAGUUUAUUGUUGGGAAUCACCCAAUUUAUAUGUUUAAGUUCUUACGAAAAGCACUGGUAUGUAAACGUGAAGGUAUUGUCAGUAGCAUCAAAGCACCUCCAGUUGUUUCUCUGGUUCAUGUUGCAAGCGUGAGAAAAAUUUUACCCCAGCAAUACCAACUUUUAAAAAAAGUACAGACGAACUUUGCCCCUCCUGUGCCAGAAAAACAUCGAGCAGUUUGGUCACUAUGGCAACUCGAUGUUAUGUUCAAAUUAAGAAUCAUAAGAGCUGGUAACGUCAAUGCAGGCCAAGAGAGGGACAAAAAGCUAGUGGUCCACGUUGGUUUAUACCAUGGAACAGAAACGCUGUGUCCUACCACCUACACUAAAGAACCAGUAAAAGAGAUGGCAGCGGGUAAUGAGUACCAGUGGGAUGAAGAAUGUUUCUUUGAUAUAAAUGCAGUUAACCUUCCUCGAAAUGCGAUGCUUUGUCUCGCUAUCUGCUCCAGCAAACGAAAUGUUGGUGGGAAAUCUAAAAGAAAGGAGUCAACUCAAAAAAAUACUCAGCAUUCUGCAUCUCCUAUUGCUUGGGCUAAUAUGAUGGUGUUUGAUUUCAAAAGAUACCUCAAAGCUGGCUUGUACCGGUUAAACUGCUGGCAAGUGAACCACGAUAAUCUUGACUCGAAUAACUUGAGUCCUCGUGGAGGAGUAAUGCUUAAUCCGGAUGUUGAACAAGCUGCUUUCAUCGAGAUAAUGAUGCCAGAGUACCAAGCUACCAUCAUGUAUCCGUCUCUACCGGAAGUGUUAGAAGAAGCAGCUCGUCAAGCAGUUGUUCGUGAAAGCAACUUAAUGACGCGAGGCGCUUCCAAAUCUCACAUGACACAACUGGAUGAAGUUGUUAGAAAAGAUCGUUUCGACGAUUUAUUUGAUGACGAUAAAAGUUUGUUGUGGCGAUUACGAAUCGACUGUAGGGAAAAAUAUCCUGAAGCUCUUUCAAAAGUUCUCGCAUCUGCAAAGUGGAAUUCAUACAAGAGUGUUGCCAUGGUGCAAGCAAUGCUCAAUUCAUGGACACCUUUGUCACCGGAGCGCGCCAUGGAGCUGUUGGAUUGUCAGUUCGCCGAUGAACAUGUGAGGGACUUCGCUGUGAAGUGUUUGGAAAACUUAAGAGAUGACGAACUGCAACAAUACCUUAUGCAGUUGGUUCAAGUUGUUAAGUUCGAUUCUUACCUGAACAGUAGUUUAGUUCGUUUCAUUCUUCGUCGUGCUUGGAGCAACCGAAAAAUCGGACAUUUUUUGUUUUGGCAUUUAAAAGCGGAAAUUUCGAACACGUUGUUAAAUCUUCGUUUCGCGUUGAUCAUGGAAGCUUACUUGUAUGGUAACUUACCGCAUGUGAAGACUUUGUAUAAACAACAAGAAGCGCUCAAUAAAAUGAGAACUUUGAAUGAAAGGGUUAAAGGAUCUGAGUUUAGUCAAAAAGAUAUUAAAGUUCGGGCUCGACAGGCAUUGAAGGAUACGGCGAACCAGGAUUCAUUUAAAGAAGCUCUUACUAGUGUUGAAUGUCCUCUGGAACCUAACUUGGACUUGGAGGAAUUACUUGUUGAAAAAUGCAAAGUCAUGAACAGUAAAAUGAGACCUCUAUGGUUGGUUUUCAAAAACAAGCAAGUACAAGACGGAAGCAUGAGCGUUAUCUACAAAAACGGAGAUGAUCUUCGCCAAGAUAUGCUGACUUUACAAACCAUAUCUAUCAUGGAUAUGCUGUGGAAAGCUGAAGGUUUGGACUUGAGAAUGAUCCCGUAUGGUUGCCUUGCAACUGGGAAAGGCACGGGCAUGAUAGAAGUAGUCACGCAUUCAAAUACAAUAGCCAACAUACAGAAGACAAGAGGUGGAAAAAUGUCGGCGUUCAGACACCAAACGUUAAUUGAAUGGCUUGAACAGAACAACUCAACCCCGUCAGAAUUUGAGCAAGCAAUAGAAAACUUCACGUACUCCUGUGCUGGUUAUUGUGUGGCCACGUUUGUGCUUGGUGUGGGUGAUCGGCACUCUGAUAAUAUUAUGGUCACUGAGAAAGGACAGCUUUUCCACAUUGACUUUGGGCAUAUUCUUGGAAACUUUAAGACUAAAUUUGGAAUCAAAAGAGAGAGAGUUCCGUUUGUUCUUGCGCACGACUUCGUUCAUGUUAUCAACAAAGGGAAAACCAACAACAAGGCUGAUUUCGAUCAAUUCCGAAAACUUUGUGAUAAUGCAUUCUGUAUUCUGAGAAAGAAGGGUUAUCUGAUCAUUACAUUGUUUGCGUUGAUGCUUCAUUCUGGGUUGCCUGAGAUGACAUCGUUGGACCAUUUAGAAUACUUGCGUGAGACCUUAGCCCUCCACUUAACAGAACAGAAAGCUCUGCAACAAUUCCGCAGCAAGUUUAAUAAAGCCCUCACUGAUGCAUGGGCUACCUCAGUUAAUUGGUUCUUUCAUAAUGUAGCACGGGAUAACACGUGAUAAGACAACAAUUUCCCCUUUCUAAUUUUAUUGCCAAACAAAACAGAGUAUCUGAUUUUUUUUCUGAGUUUUAAAGUAGGUUGCUACACUUUGCACGUCCUACUGCAUUUUUCCAAUUUGCUUCGUUAUUUAGAGGUUCUUUCUUAUUAUUGGAGGGGCUUUUUAAAUAGAGACGUUUAAUGUGCAAUCAUACAAUCGUGCCUAAAUUUCUCCUUAAACGUUAUAGCAGCCUGCCCGAAAAAAUGAUGAAUAUUUGUCCGUCAUGCUUCAACAGACAGUAUUGUUUCUUUGCAUUCUUUCUUUUCAAUAUUGUACUUGUAGAGAAAUCUUGGGAGAAUUAGGCGCAUGUCCAUUGUGAUUAUUGUAUUGUGCGAUGUAUAUACGACACAAAUACCACACUAAUCAGUAGCCAAUCAUACGUUAUCAUUCUAAUUAAGUAAUUUACUUACACGGAGUUUUAGUUGAGAAAUCGCUAUGUUGGAUAACCAUCUAACUGUCUUCAAGCGAUGUGUGAUCACUACUUCAUGCAGUGUAAUGGAAUUUUGAUGAUUUAUCCACUGUUCCUGUGUAAUUGUUCAAUUAAUAAAUUAUAUACUUGGUUGUA